This is a messenger RNA of Gryllus bimaculatus (two-spotted cricket), 950 nucleotides long. NCBI's taxonomy places the organism in Eukaryota, Metazoa, Arthropoda, Insecta, Orthoptera, Gryllidae. The record is from the annotation of a GenBank genome assembly.
UUUGCUUUUCUAUCAGUGCUUCUUGUUGUAACCGGUAUAACUCCUCUUCUUGGCGCCGCUGAAUCAUUUGACGCUCUUGUUCUUCUCGCUGCUUUUCAACUAGGGCAGUUUGCUGGAGCCUCAGUAAUUCCUCUUGCCUCUGCUGUUCUAUCAUCAUUUGUUGUUGUUGAAUUCUAUGCUGAAGGUUGGGAUCGGACAUUUCAGCGUUUUCUUGAUUUUCUUCCAUGGUUUCACCGUAGUUGGCUUCGCUAGACCAUGACGUCAGGUCGAGAAGACUCCGUUGGACUCCAUUUCCUUUUCCGUGAAAUUGUGUUGGUGCCUGAUCGGAGCGAGGUGGUGGUUGUAUUAAAUCGGAGCAUAUUUUAUUUCAUUGCAGCCAUGGUGCGAAUGAACGUAUUGAGCGAUGCCCUGACGUCCAUCAAUAACGCAGAAAAACGUGGCAAGAGACAGGUCUUGAUUAGACCAUGCUCCAAAGUCAUAGUUAAAUUUCUUACUGUAAUGAUGAAACAUGGAUACAUUGGUGAAUUUGAAAUUGUUGAUGAUCAUCGUGCUGGGAAAAUAGUUGUUAAUCUCACUGGUAGGCUGAACAAGUGUGGUGUGAUUUCACCAAGAUUUGAUGUUCCCAUUCUUGACAUUGAAAAGUGGACAAAUAAUCUUCUUCCAUCUCGUCAAUUUGGGUAUGUUGUCCUCACAACAAGUGGAGGAAUAAUGGAUCAUGAGGAAGCAAGAAGAAAGCAUCUUGGAGGGAAAAUUUUGGGAUUUUUCUUUUAAUAUAUAAUGGAUUGUCUGUUCAAUAAAUAAAAUUAAAAGAUAUUUUAAUUUAUUUUGCUUAAGACCUCUCUCCAGACCUUAAUUCCUUGUGACUUAAAAAUGUUUUUAAAUAUUUGGUUAAUUCAUCGGAUUUUGAAUUUUUGGAUCAUCUCUGGAAGAAAUAAAAAUAUACUUAUAAC